UUCUCCCCUUUAUAAUACUCUCAUGGCUGAUUUCAUUCACAAUUCUUGCUCAUCAAUUCACGUUUACUGAGUUAACUCACUGACUCACAUACUCUCUGCUCAGUCCUCACACAAAAAUGGUUCACAGAAUGGAUUCCGAUCAGGACUUUCCAUCCUCAUCCAAAUCAUGCCGCAAGAAAUCAAAGUUGAAGACAGAUUUUGGCGAUGAUAAAUUUAAAUUUCUCGCUAAACGACCUAAGUUUGAUUUCUCCAAUCAGACUAACGAUAAUGGUGGAGCUGGAAUUGAAAUUGGAAAAGGGGGUACAGAGUAUAAUCCAUUGGAAGAGCCAAGUCCAUUAGGUUUAAAGCUAAGGAAAACGCCGUCGUUUUUGGAUUUGAUUCAAAUGAAGUUGUCACAAGAGAGGAAUGCUUCUUUAUCAAAAUCGAAUGCUACGAAAGAAAAAGAAAAGGGUGUUGCUGAAAAUAAGCUUAAGGCUUCCAAUUUCGUCGCUACUUUACUCAAAAUUGGCACCUGGGAGUAUAAGUCAAGAUACGAAGGCGAUUUAGUUGCCAAGUGUUACUUUGCAAAGCAUAAGCUCGUUUGGGAAGUUCUUGAUGGUGGACUUAAGAAUAAGAUCGAGAUUCAGUGGUCUGACAUCAUGGCUUUAAAAGCAAACUGCCCUGAUGAUGAACCUGGGACACUUGAUGUAGUGCUUGCUAGGCAACCACUUUUCUUUAAAGAAAUCAAUCCACAGCCAAGGAAGCACACUUUGUGGCAAGCUACUACAGAUAUUACCAGUGGACAGGCUUCCAUCCAUAGGCGUCAUUUUCUGCAGUUUCCCCCUGGUAUAUUGGGAAGGCAUUUUCAGAAACUUAUUCAGUGUGAUCCUCGUCUCAACUCCCUAAGUCAACAGCCACAGAUAAAUUUAGAUAAUCCAUAUUUUCAACCAAGGGUUUCAAUAUUUAGUGAUCAAAGUGAUCAUGAACAUGGUUUUGAAGUCAAAACUGAAAGUAAAUUCAGUUUGUCAGGCAUCAGGAAUAUAGUUUCAGGGGUGUCUUUUUCAGAUAUUGGCUCUCACACACAGUACUCUGGGAAAAAUCCUCCGGCCCUUGCAGAAACUUAUGUAAUGGAUGGAGAAGUGAGCAGCAAAUGUGAAGAAAUGCAUGGACUCAGACUUCUGAACCAGAUCAAACUUCCUGGUCUUCGCCCAUCCAUGUCGGUAGGAGAUCUUGUAAACCAUAUUGGUGACUGUAUCUCGGAGCAGAUGAGAUCCGAGCAUCCUGAUACUUCAGUUGACGAAACCCAAAAGUUUGAAAUCCUCGAGGAAAUCACUCAGUACCUGCUUAAUGACACACAAAGCUUAACAAGUUCGGAUGAAAAGGCGAUUAUGUCAAGGGUGAAUUCCCUUUGUUGCCUUCUGCAAAAGGAGGACAAGAGAGUGCAGAACCUUCCGGUGAUCAAUUCAGAGAAUAUAGGAGACCCAACAGGGGGAAAUAGUCGACAAGAUGUCCCGCCAUUGCAUGAAACUCGAACUACAAACAGUGUUCUUGCAGCAGGAAUUGAGAUUGGUGUAGGGGAUGACCAGCAACAAGACGCAAGCAUGUCGAGGAAAGAUUCGGUUGGCGACUUGCUUCUCCAUCUUCCAAGGAUAGCCUCGCUGCCUCAGUUCCUGAUCCCGUAAAGCUCUAGAAUCUAAGACCAGAUUUCAUAACUAGAAAACAUGUUUAAGAUAGACUAUGUUGGUGAGUUGGUUCUCCAUCUUCUAAAGAUAGCAAUCUGACUUGGUUCCUGAUCUCGUAAGACACAGGAGACUGAGGCAGAUAGCACAUUAGCUGCUGCUCUUUAGGCCUUGACAAACUAGAACAGUGUAAAACUCCUGCACAUACCUGCUUUUGUAUCUGAAUAUGAUGAACCUGGACAAACUUUGUUUAUAGAUCUUCUCAGAAAACAGAUCAAACUGGUUAUUCUCCAUGUGAUUUGACCUGUUCUAAAGUUUGAUUCUAUCUAUUCAUAAAAUUAGCCCCAAUCAAAUACUUUUUGUGACAUUACGAAUGGGGUUUGUAUCGGGUCGCCUUCGUCUUAGGUAGACAAAUCCUUGAUCGGGAACAAUGUGUUUACGCGAGGGGAAGAACACAAUUUUCCAUCAAAGAUGUGUAUAUUGUUCAUCUCGUUGAACAUUGUAAAGGCUUUAAAAAAAUUGUGCGUUGUAAAGGUAUAAAAAAUCGUAUUUUGAGUUAUUUUAAGGAAUAUUUCAUCCUUUCCGCCGA
This is a messenger RNA of Amaranthus tricolor (Joseph's coat), 2247 nucleotides long. RefSeq lists its product as uncharacterized. The transcript has 6 exons. The record is from RefSeq and is a predicted model, not a curated record. Lineage: Eukaryota; Viridiplantae; Streptophyta; Magnoliopsida; Caryophyllales; Amaranthaceae. The coding region runs from base 117 to 1661 and encodes 514 amino acids.